Messenger RNA from Cyclocybe aegerita, 1494 nucleotides. The record is from the annotation of a GenBank genome assembly. Lineage: Eukaryota; Fungi; Basidiomycota; Agaricomycetes; Agaricales; Hemipholiotaceae.
AUGCCCCCCAAGAAGAAAGCUAGGGACGCUAGGGACUCCAAAAAGCUGAAGCAGACUAAACUCUUCGAGAGCCCAAAAUCCUCACCUCCGGUCAAGUGGCAGACGCGUCAGGCGGCCAAUCAACAUCCUCCUGCUUCUGCUUCGAAACGGCCAGAGCCAUUGUUCUGCGACUCUUCCUCAGACGAGAUCGGCGACAUACACUUUGUGCCAAAGACCCCCGAAGUUGUGUCCUUAAGUGACUCGGAUGAAGACAUCCCAAUCUCGCCUAAAUCCACGCGCAAGAGACGUCUGACGCGUCGAAGCAGUCCAAGCGGGAGUGACAAGGAACCGGAUUCAUCUCCGAUAACUAGGAAAGCUGACAAGAGCGACGACUCGGACGAUUCGCCACCGCGCAAGAGAGGUCGCCUGCUUCGGCGACGACCUUCACCAAGCACGGCGGAUGCGACGGACUCUGAUGAGCACAUCGCUGACAUUGCGAACGAAGUAGAUGAAGAAAGAAUAUUGGAGGAUAGGCUCCGAACACGCAAUAAAAAGUCGGCAUUUCAGAAGAAUCUUGAGAAACUCAAGCGUCGCAAAAUGAGAGGCACUCGUGGUAAAGACACCUCUGAAGAGGAGGAGGAGGAGGAGGAAGCAUCAAGUAUUAAGCCUUUCAAAGGGGCGAAGCCUUCGAAAGUACUCGAUGAUGAAGAUUCUGAAGGAGAAGAGUCUUCCUCGAGUCGUCCUUCGGACUUCAUUGUCGAAGAUGAUGGUCCCGUUCAUCUGCCGGCCCAAUUCAGCAUGGAAACUCAUCAGGAUCUAUCUCACCAAUUCAAGAAAAUCUUUCAAUUUUUCGUUCAUAUUGCAGUUGAACCUCCUGAAGACCGCGCAACGUUCAUGCACCAACAAAUCAUGAAUGAAGAAUAUUUCUCUGUACCACUGCAGGUCACGCGCAGGAAGCUGCUAGGUCUGCGAGAUUCCCUAGUAGCGUCGUCAGUCUGGAGACCCGAAUUCAGAAAGAGCCUAGAACGAUACCCUGAGUUCGACCUGGUUGCUCUUGACUUUGCUGUUCCAUCAUGCGAUGCUUGUCAUCUCGGCGGAAGGCUAUCAACACGCCUUGGGCGGUUGAGUGGCUCCCCAUACAACAGGUUCGGAUUCGAAGAACUGCCCGCCGAGGAUUCCGAAGAUAAAAAGGAAUACAAUCUCGGACGUUUCUGUGGAAAACGAACGAAGACUGAGGUGGUUUUAUUUCCUGCGAACCGCCAGCAUUCAUUAUUCCAGGCCAUCCGAAGAGAAAUCGAUGAAGCUCGAAGUUCGUUGUCAUCAAGUGGCUUUCUACGCGUCGCGUAUUUUGGCGGUAAACAAAAGCCUCCGAAAAGCCUCGGAGACGCAGACGCACUUUGCGAUUGGCUCGAUGAACGGAAAAUUAUCGAAAUGGAGUGGCACAAAUUGAAGACCAUGAUGGAAAGCGCCCAUCAUCUCGAGCUGCACGCGAAGAAGGGGGACGACGAGGAUUGA